AUGCCACAGGCUCUGCUGGCCCCGUCAGCUCCUUCUCCUGGAGGUGUCUGCUUCCCGGACUUCAGGCUGCCCAGGGAGGAGGAGAAAGUGGCCACGUCCCCUGAGACCCCCCCACACAGCCAGGCCCAACACUCCCCACGCAUCACUCCUCGGAACAUCGCCACCACCCUGCACGUUUACAGACGAGACAGCAGUGUCCUGUCACUUCUCACGAUGACCCUCAAAGCAGCGCAGGGCAGCCCAGAGGUUUGGCCCACAGCUCUAGAGCCAGCCUACCUGGGUUCGCAUCUUGCCCCUGCCCUGUACUGGCUGCUGACCUUCAGCAGGGGCCAGAUCAGAAAUGAAGACGGCCUCGUAGAACCAGACCAUCACCAUCUGCAGCCCAAAGGAAUCAGCGCCCUGAACGUGACAGCUGCCAACAUGAUGCCAGGGCCUCCUGACGGGAGACCACGAUUCCUGGCCCGAGUGAGCCGGACCCCAGGACACAGGGGCACGGGGACCCCACCGGGACAACUCAGUCGGAGGACGGGCUGCUGA
Rangifer tarandus platyrhynchus (Svalbard reindeer) is the source of this 537-nucleotide messenger RNA. The record is from the annotation of a GenBank genome assembly. Lineage: Eukaryota; Metazoa; Chordata; Mammalia; Artiodactyla; Cervidae.